Linum tenue is the source of this 1629-nucleotide messenger RNA. Lineage: Eukaryota; Viridiplantae; Streptophyta; Magnoliopsida; Malpighiales; Linaceae. The record is from the annotation of a GenBank genome assembly.
GUCCUUCUCUUGCUAAAUGUUCGUUUCGGAUCCUGUCAAUUUCUCGCCUUAGGUUUCCCAGAACUGAAAUCCUUCAUCUUCCCGGUAGAAAACCGCCAUGACCGAGUUGGGACAAGCAAACGGGAAACGGAGCCGCAAAGAAGAAGAUGCUACUGCUGACAGGUUAAGCCAUCUUCCAGACUCCAUUAUUCAUCACAUCCUUUCGCUGCUCGAUGACACCAAGUCCGCCGUCCAGACCUGCAUACUGUCCCAAUUGUGGCGAUCCUUCUGGAAACAUGUCCUCGUCCUCACCCUCCAUCGACUUUCCUUCCAGAAGUACUCGAGCUUUUGCAGGUAUGUCGACGAAGUCUUGUCCCUCCGCAAUCCCCUUAUUAAUGCCCGCAAGAUCAUCUACACCGACAAGGAGCGUUACGAGAACAGAGACCGUAGAUUGCUGAUUAGGGUUAUCCAAUACGCGGCUUCCCAUGGCACUCAACUUCUGGUGCUUGACGAGGAUACAGUCCUGGCCAGUUCGGUGGAAGAAGAUUUCAGAUUCCCCCAAUUCUUUGCCCCGAUUUUGAAUUCGAAUCUCAAAACCCUAGAAUUUAGAGGCUAUAUGGUCCUGAACAGCGGGAUGGGAUCUCCUGGUUUUCGGAAUGUGACCACAUUAGACUUGGACCGCUGCGUGCUGUAUUCUGAUGCGGAAGAGGAAUGGGAUCCUGAUCCCUUUUCUAAUUUCCCUUGUUUGGAGAAUCUGGUUUUGAAGGAUUGCUACUAUGGCUCUACUUUUUACAGUGGCAACAGGACUCUGAGGAUCUCGGGGCUCAGUUUGCUUAGCCUGAAACUCGUGGACAUGGAUGAUGGUAGUAGUAUUGAAAUAUUUGCCCCGAGGCUCAAGUUCUUCAGUCUUUCUAGUCAGGGGCCGUUCAAAGUAUUCAAAGGUAUAAAAGUUCCUUCCCUUGAGCAUUCAUAUAUCAAAGCUUACAACUUCUUCCACGACAAGGGUGGUAGAAAGGAAUUGGUGCAGCGACAUUUGAUCUCCUUGUUCCAAGCUUUGAGUAAUGCAAAAGCUCUGACGCUGCAUUCCUGGACCAUCUCGGUGCUGACUGAAUUUUAUGAGUUACUGGAACAACCCUCUCCGUUUAAGAGGUUGGAGUCGUUGAUCGUGGAUGGUGACAGUAUACCUUGCAAACUAAUCGGUUACUUCCUUAAAGGUGAUAUGAAAAUAGGGCAUCACCCAGGGUUGUCAAUCCUUACAAAAUGUCAUUUAGCACUUGCCCAUCCCGAAGAACUUAGCCAUUACGAGGAAGAAGAGGUCGAGGGAAAGUGAGGGAAGCUAGCAAAACUGUGUAUGUGUAAGGGCUAUAUAUCUUCUGACGUUUCCUUAUUUGAUUCUGCUGUUAGAGUUUCUUAGUCGUGGAUGACAUCCAUAUUCAUAAGAAUGUGAAGCUUUUUAUUUUACCUCCAAAGCAGUUAGAUAACCCGCUCGUUUUCUUGCGGUAGUAGGAAGAAGAAUCUCUAUCGACCUUGGUAAUUACUUUCUUAAAAAGGGUCUUCUAGUACAAAACCAACUGUUGAGUUGGUUGAUUAUUUUGUUAUAGUCUCUGAUUACAUUAGGUAAGAGUUUGGUGUAUCCUUUUCUUUCAGGUU